Messenger RNA from Peromyscus eremicus (cactus mouse), 871 nucleotides. Its product is annotated as glucosamine 6-phosphate N-acetyltransferase-like. Gene Ontology annotation, cellular component: Golgi apparatus; endoplasmic reticulum-Golgi intermediate compartment; endoplasmic reticulum. NCBI's taxonomy places the organism in Eukaryota, Metazoa, Chordata, Mammalia, Rodentia, Cricetidae. The transcript is spliced from 6 exons. The record is from RefSeq and is a predicted model, not a curated record. Gene Ontology annotation, molecular function: monosaccharide binding; glucosamine 6-phosphate N-acetyltransferase activity. Gene Ontology annotation, biological process: UDP-N-acetylglucosamine biosynthetic process. Bases 69 to 623 code for a protein of 184 amino acids.
UGACCAGCUUGGAGACUGACGUGCCAGGAGGGGAACGUGGAUCGCUUCGGUGCGACUUUACUGGGAAGAUGAAACCCGAUGAAACACCUAUGUUUGACCCAAGUCUGCUCAAAGAAGUGGACUGGAGUCAGAAUACAGCUACAUUUUCUCCAGCCAUUUCUCCAGUGAAUCCUGGAGAAGGCUUGGUUUUGAGGCCUCUUUGUACUGGCGACUUGAAUAAAGGUUUUUUUAAGUUACUGAGUCAGUUGACAGAGACUGGCGUCGUCAGCCCUGAGCAGUUCAUGAACUCUUUUGAGCACAAGAAGAAGUCUGGGGAUUACUAUGUUACAGUUGUAGAAGAUGUGACCCUAGGACAAAUUGUUGCUACAGCAACUCUGAUCAUAGAACAUAAAUUUAUCCAUUCAUGUGCUAAGAGGGGAAGAAUAGAAGAAGUCGUCAUUAGUGAUGAGUGCAGAGGGAAGCAGUUGGGCGAACUGUUAUUAUCAACUCUCACUUUGCUAAGCAAGAAGCUGAACUGUUACAAGAUCACCCUUGAAUGUCUACCACAAAACGUCGGCUUCUACAAAAAGUUUGGCUAUACAGUAUCUGAAGAAAAGUACAUGUGUCUGAGGAACCAAAAGUAAAGACCACCAUCAAGAUUGCUCCAAGGCUUUCGUGUUCAUUUUUGUUGCUGCAGCCAGUGAACUCCAUACCUGCUAGACUGGAGAACCACUGCAGUGUGCAAUGUAGUAGUGACAAGAGCAUGCCUGUGGCUGCUGGGACUUGCUCUGAGUUAAGAGUACAAAUGAUCACAAAGGGGAUGAUUUUUAACCAAAGGAAUAUAUUUUCAACUUGAAUCUUUUCUUGCAUUGUAUUUUUCUAAAGUUUAUCU